Mercenaria mercenaria is the source of this 636-nucleotide messenger RNA. RefSeq names its product 3'-5' ssDNA/RNA exonuclease TatD-like. The record is from RefSeq and is a predicted model, not a curated record. Gene Ontology annotation, molecular function: hydrolase activity, acting on ester bonds. Bases 1 to 636 code for a protein of 211 amino acids. Lineage: Eukaryota; Metazoa; Mollusca; Bivalvia; Venerida; Veneridae. The transcript has a single exon.
AUGACAGUUGCUAUUGGAUUUCAUCCAAAACAUGCAAAGAACAGAGUACGUAGCAUUGAUGUGGACACGAUGCAGUUAUCGAGGCUUUUACAGAAUCCUCGUGUAAAAGCGCUCGGCGAGAUAGGUCUCGAUCAUUCCGAGCCAAUAAAAUACUGGUCGUACCAGGUGGAAUUACUGGAAAAAGUACUGCCAUUGCUUGAAGACCGUCACAUAUUGAUUAUUCAUUGCCGUGGGAUGAAAGGGAAUUGUGGUACAGAAGCCUUCCUAUUGCUUCUCCAUUUCUUACAACAGAAGGUACGACAAAAUCACCCCAUUCACCUACACUGCUUCACGGGAAACCAGUAUGUGAUACAGAGAUGGUUGGAGAUAUUCCCAAGAACUUAUUUUGGAUUUACCAACUUGGUCGAGUCGUUCAAUCCUGAACAGGUUGCAGCACUUCAAAGUAUCGACGAAAACCGCUUACUUCUGGAGUCAGACGCGCCAUAUUUUCCAAGUAUGGGUUCCGAGGCAUCAUCUCCAAGUCAGAUCUUCGCAGCAGCCAAGAGUGUAGCCACACACCGACAGAUGACUGUGGAGCGAGUGUUAGAGAUCACAGUUGCCAACGCGAUGUAUCUCUACAGAGGGCAGUCCCAGUAA